AUGGAGGAGGAAAUAGAGGCUGAAGUACUUGGCUACUAUAAACAGUUUCUAGGGUCAAAUGCUCCUACAAUCCCAGCAAUAGAUCCGAAUGUCAUGCAAAGAGGGACACUGCUCAAAAGAGAACAAAAACUUCAAUUGAUACUACCUAUCACAAGGCAAGAGGUAUGGAAAGCUCUGCAAGAUAUAGAUGACUUGAAGGCCCUAGGAUAUGAUGGAAUCAAUGCAGUAUUCUUCAAGAAAUCAUGGAAUAUCAUAGGGGAGAAGGUUCUGACUAGUCGACUACAAGGAGUCAUGGAUGAUUUAAUAGAUAAGACUCAAUCUGCUUUUGUUCCUGGAAGAGUUAUUAUUAAUAAUACCAUACUAAGUCAUGAGCUAGUAAAAGGGUAUGGAAGGAAAGGGGUGUCACCAAAUUGCAUGAUGAAACUGGACAUGCAGAAGGCAUAUGAUUCACUUGAGUGGCCUUUUCUUGAACAAGUAUUGUAUGCCUUAGCAUUUCCAGAGAAAUUUGUGAAAUGGAUAAUGACGUGUGUACAAGUGUUACCUACACCAUCUUCUUAA
Molecule: messenger RNA, 558 nt
Organism: Nicotiana attenuata
Lineage: Eukaryota; Viridiplantae; Streptophyta; Magnoliopsida; Solanales; Solanaceae
Exons: 2
Coding region: 1-558 (185 amino acids)
Source: RefSeq, a predicted model, not a curated record